Molecule: messenger RNA, 1796 nt
Organism: Leptinotarsa decemlineata (Colorado potato beetle)
Lineage: Eukaryota; Metazoa; Arthropoda; Insecta; Coleoptera; Chrysomelidae
Biological process (GO): actin cytoskeleton organization
Molecular function (GO): actin binding
Source: RefSeq, a predicted model, not a curated record
UUGAACAGUAGACAGUUGCCAAAUAUAGUGGUUUAAAAUAAAAGAUGGCUGAAAGUAGUGGUAGUGUAGUGUCAAAUAGCGUAAAUUCACAUAAACAAUCAACUAGUGAGCAAAGUACGGAAUCAUCGAAGAACCUUGUUCAGAAAGUGAUGGAACCGACACCGUUUUGCUUGGACGACUAUCGUGGCGAAGAAAAGCCAAAAAGCCUCGAAAAUGUUUUGUCAUUUAUACAAGAAACUGAACCAGAUGCAACGAAAACUGAUGUUCUGGUGGGCCUUAUAUACAUCUUGAUGCUGGAAACUGGUUUUAUGCCCAAAAAUACAGAGGAGCCCUCUAGGAAUGAUUAUGAUUUCAAUUUAUCAGUGGUGAUCCACCUUUCAAAACGGCUGCCAAGAGGCUGGAAGCAAGAUAAAUUAUACAGGAUGUCUUUUACAUUGCCAACUUAUGAACGACAUAUAUGUACAGUUAUUUGUUUCAAUUCGAGCGACGAGCUUUUGGUCAAUUGUAUUGUGGAUGGAGUUGAAGAGAGAGAAUUAUGUUGCUACUUGGACCCCCUUCUCUACUUCUCACAUUCAGAAAAUAAUCUGAGGAAUCUCCAUUUACAAAAUCUGCACGGUUUUUCAAUGAAGGUGAAAAAUGAAAUUUGCUAUCCUGCUCAACAAUUCAUAUUAAGAUUCAAUAAUAUCAGAGUUAGUUGUGUGGAAGCCUUGCCUACAGAAGUGAUAAUAGUUUUGAUGAAAUACCUGAAAACAAUUGAUUUUAUUGCGUUCGGAUCAACCAGUAAGGAUUUCAGGAAGUUUUUGGAUUCCAACAUAACAUGGAUUCGACGAAUUGAGAGAGAUUUUGGAAUAGAGUUAACUGAUGCGCAGAAGAAGUUCAAUAUGAGUAACUUUAUAUGUCUCUACAAAGAGACUUAUUGCCAAAAAAAUGGAUUUAAUCGCCACACAUAUUCAGACUGCCCAUACCGGACAAGUCCACGUCAUCGAAGAUGGAGGUGAAUUGUUCUGUACAUUUUUCAAUACUUCCGAGUCCGAGUUUCAGAAAUAUUGUGAAAAUUCUGAUUUUGAAAUUUCUUGUUGAGAGAAAUACUUCACGACAAUAAUAGUGAGAUUUAUGUUAGUGAGAAUUUGAUUAUGAUAAUUUCAAAUAAUUGUUUCCUAUGUUUUCUUGUUAAACUCCUAGAAUUAGUGAAAACGUGCAAUUUUUCACAAUUUCGAAAUUUUAUCCAUUGAAUCAGACAAUUUCUAAUUAUGUCAAUUUUUUGUACACAUCUACACAUCCUUUUUUUUCAUAGACUCCUCAGUCUCAUCACUACAUUUUUUCUUUCGUUUACCGGUAUAAUGAACUGUUAAGAUCCCAAGAAAACAUAGAUUUUGUAAAAAAUUAUAACUUGAAAAUUUUUAGAUUUAUUUAUAUUUUCAUAUUAGAGUGACACAGUUAUGUACGUAGUUUUUAUAAAUACUAGUUUUCUCUUUUUGUCUUAACAUAUUUCAUUAAAUGGUAACUUAUAGGCUAGGCUGUUGACUUUUUUUAUGGACAAUGUAAAUGUACAGUUUUGCUAUAUUAAUUUUUUUAUAUAUUCAUCAAUGUAAUAUUAUUCAUUCAGUACUUACAUGCUAUUUUAACCUAACUAAUGAUGUUUUGUAACUAAUGAUGAUGUUUUGUAUUUUAGAUUUACACGUAAUAAACCAAAGAAAUUAAACUCUUGUGAUUGUAGCUCGUAGUAUGUUAAAUGUAAGUACUUAUUUAUUUUGAGAGAGUUUAAAAAAUUGAAUAAACAUUUUUGAAAGUUUCAA